AUGGCAGCACAGGAGAGCUACGUUCAGAAGCUUCAACGCAUAAGAACAGCGUGGUCGAGUAGCGUCUUCGUACUCGGUCGUGAAUACCGAGCCCAUCUAUGGCGAGACUAUCGAUACCUCGAACAAUCGCGAGAAGAAGCCGCUGAAGUGGCUUGGAAGGCUCUGAAUGCUACUCCCACAUCCAACGUAACAACAAGUCAAUCUGCGUACAACUAUAACCGUGGAUACACAACUACUCGAUAA
Messenger RNA from Plenodomus lingam JN3, 243 nucleotides. The record is from RefSeq and is a predicted model, not a curated record. Lineage: Eukaryota; Fungi; Ascomycota; Dothideomycetes; Pleosporales; Leptosphaeriaceae.